GGUAAGUUUUGAUUCAUAUAAAAGCAGCAAACGCCGCAGUAAAUGCUUCAUUGCCUAUCGUCAGUUCAAUUUGUAAGUGUCGAUUGAUUGUGGAAGUGCAUCUGUGGUUAGUAUUCUCUUCGAAGGUGAACACUUGUUCAACAAGCACACGAUGGCCUUCCGUUACGCUUGUAUGUUGCUGACCGUCGCUCUGUGUGCAACCCCAGCCCUAUCCUACUCGGUCGGUGCUCCGUUGGAAGCCUGUGCAGACAUGGUCCCUCACCAUCAUGCUGAACCGCAGAAAUCGAUUGCUCCGUAUAAAAUCAUGCUCGACAAGGUGCAAGCCUCAUCCGGCGAGAGCGUAACCGUCACCGUACAAGGAAACACUCCACAAGACACCAUCAAGGGUCUACUGUGCCAGGCACGGGUCGGUGAAACCCCGGUAGGAACAUUUGACAUCCCGGCCACUAAUGAAUACGUCCAAACUCUAGACUGCAGUAACAUCAAAAAGUCUGCCGUCACCCACAAGAGGAUCGCCACUGCUCCGAAUAGCAUUUCCUUCAACUGGAUUGCUCCCGAUGGACUCGAUGAAAACGUCAAGAUGACCUGCACCAUUGUCCAGAGUGGACGUGUUUUCUGGGUUAAGGAGCAAGCUGAUGAUCUGAAGGUCAAUUAAACGACAUAGUCGUGUGACCAAAGCGGUUGUUUCCUAUAAGAAAAAAACUACAUAGGAACGCUGUGAUUUAACCACCAAUAUGAUUAGAUCCAUACGUUUAAUAAAAAAUAUGUUAUUGGCCAUAAAUA
Messenger RNA from Aedes albopictus (Asian tiger mosquito), 783 nucleotides. Its product is annotated as putative defense protein 1. Lineage: Eukaryota; Metazoa; Arthropoda; Insecta; Diptera; Culicidae. Bases 152 to 655 code for a protein of 167 amino acids. The transcript is spliced from 3 exons. Gene Ontology annotation, cellular component: membrane. The record is from RefSeq and is a predicted model, not a curated record.